Triticum dicoccoides is the source of this 1158-nucleotide messenger RNA. RefSeq lists its product as uncharacterized. Gene Ontology annotation, cellular component: replication fork. Gene Ontology annotation, biological process: DNA replication. Lineage: Eukaryota; Viridiplantae; Streptophyta; Magnoliopsida; Poales; Poaceae. The transcript has 2 exons. The coding region runs from base 1 to 1158 and encodes 385 amino acids. The record is from RefSeq and is a predicted model, not a curated record. Gene Ontology annotation, molecular function: ATP binding; helicase activity.
AUGCGUCUGAAUUCAUCCGAAGGUAGUCCAGAAGAGAAAGCAAAGACAGCUGAAUUUGCAAACUGGAUACUAAACAUCGGCGUUGGCACAACAGCAACAAUAGAUGAUGAAGACUGGGUUAGCAUCCUAGAAGACCUUAUUUUAAAUAAAGGAGAUGACCCAAAAGCAUCUAUAGUUAAUAACACAUGCCCUGAAUUACACAACAAGUACACUGAUAGAACAUACCUAGAGGAAAGAGCGAUCCUGUGCCCAAGGAACGAGACUGUUGACCAGAUUAACACCUACAUCAUGAGUCAAAUUCCUGGAGAAGAGGUAACCUAUCUCAGUUCAGAUACAACAUGCAAGGCAAUGUCUACGGUGGAAGACGAAGAUAUGUUGUACCCAACUGAAUUUCUAAAUAGUCUAACAUUUUCUGGAAUACCAGAUCAUGAACUGAGGCUGAAAAUAGGAUUACCAGUAAUGCUUAUGAGGAACAUCAAUCAAAGUGCAGGACUUUGCAAUGGGACAAGACUAACAAUAACACAGCUAGGAAAGCGUUUCAUCGAAGGCCAGGUCAUAACAGGUACUAACAUUGGUGACAAAGUUUACAUCCCACGAAUUAUUAUGUCACCAAGUGAUUCAAAAUGGCCUUUCAUUCUGAAAAGGAGACAAUACCCAAUAUCAGUGUGCUUUGCUAUGACAAUAAACAAAAGUCAGGGGCAAUCUCUCAAAAAGGUUGGACUCUACUUAGAAAGGCAAGUGUUCACACAUGGCCAACUCUAUGUUGCAAUGUCAAGGGUUACCAGCAGAAAUGGAUUGCGGAUACUUAUAUCAGAUGAAGAGCGUCCAUCCGACAAGAUGGAUAGGAGUUGCCGGCGCUGCUGCUGCAUGAGGAAACUCCGCUCAGCAACGCGGGCGCCGGAGGAGAUUGCAGCUUCGGCCGAGACGGCGUACCACACUGCAAAGGGGAACGGCCAGAUGGCCGGCGCUCCGGCCGGCGAUGUGAUGCGAUUCGCCGGGGAGGACUAUAGAAGGUUAAUGAUGCACGCACUGUCCAUGAGAUCCACAGGCGAAGCCGCUCUCAUGGCGCCGGUCAGAGGGGCGCGCACUAGACACGACGGCAGCGCCGACCGCGGCCGCCGAAACCCGCCGCUCAUGCUACCAAAAAUCUGUAACUAA